AAAGUGACAAAUGUUUUGUGUAUUGAAUAUCGAUUUUUAUUUACUUUCAGAUUCCGUUUAAGAAAAUUAUAACAAAAACCGUGUUAAAAUGGCUAACGACACACCUGAGAGCGAUUUCUCAAUAGAAUGCUUUCAAAACUACUCGGCUCCGGAGGUAUUUGUGCAAGGAUUAGCAGGAAUGGUAAACCAGAACGAUGUGGAAACCGUUAUUAGAGCUCAGAAAAAUAUGUUGCAACGUUUUGAGAAGACAACAGAAAUGUUAACAAACUGCAACCAGUUGUCUGCCAGCCGUCUCCGAGCAGCCUCCACCGAGUUCAAGAAGCACACACAACUGCUCCUCGAGAUGAGAAAAGAUCUGGAGUUUAUAUUCAAAAAGAUUAGAGCUAUUAAAACUAAACUAAGUACACAAUACCCUGAAGCCUACAAGUCAGCAGUAGCAGCAUCAAUAGCCAACAGAAGACCAGCAGAUGAUGACGAUGAUGAAGACUUCAAGGCUUCAGAGACCAGACCAGAAUCCAAAAUGGUGGCAACCGUCUCCACAGAAACACUAAAACCUACCACCAGUGAUACUGGCAAGAAAUCAAAGAAAAAAGAUUUGACUAGUGAUGAGAGUAACAAUAAUAAGGACACUAGUGUUGCCAGUGAAGAAAACCCUAAAACUGUUGGUAGAAAAGUGAAAAGAAAUAGUAGUUCUUCGGAGACAGAAAGUGCGAGUUCUGGUGAUGAUAGCAGUACCGAUACAGGCUGAAAGGAAUCCUCUUGUACAAAUAUUCAUGUAAAUAUUAUUUAAUCAUGUCUAAGGUUUAGCUUAUU
Messenger RNA from Spodoptera littoralis (African cotton leafworm), 813 nucleotides. Lineage: Eukaryota; Metazoa; Arthropoda; Insecta; Lepidoptera; Noctuidae. The record is from the annotation of a GenBank genome assembly.